Molecule: messenger RNA, 4133 nt
Organism: Pararge aegeria (speckled wood butterfly)
Lineage: Eukaryota; Metazoa; Arthropoda; Insecta; Lepidoptera; Nymphalidae
Product: putative ATP-dependent RNA helicase DHX57
Exons: 18
Coding region: 6-3890 (1294 amino acids)
Cellular component (GO): intracellular anatomical structure
Molecular function (GO): protein binding; metal ion binding; RNA binding
Source: RefSeq, a predicted model, not a curated record
UGUGCAUGCACGUAGGUAUCUCUCUCUGUAAUUUGGUCCAUAGUUUCAAUUUUAUACACACGGAAUUCAUAAAAUUACUAGCAUUAAGUACCGCUAUGGACUACAACAGCAGACAAUUGGUCGAGGAUACCUUCCUAAGAGUACCUGCGGACGCUCGAAUAAGGAAACAUAAAGAUGAAGAAGAAGCGAGUCAUCCAUCUCUAAAAGUGGAAAUGCAAACAAUUCGCCUCAACCCUGACUCGCAGAACCUUGUGCUGGAUACUUUGAGAUUUAUUCAUGGGCCAAACUUUAAAUUAGACAGUGCUAGUAUGUACAAGGACAAAGGUACAAAUCUUGGCAACCGUUUUUGGAUGGAAAGAGGAAAUCUCGUAGUCAGAGGAGGGUGUGAUUAUUCACUCGCCAAUAAACCAGAUAUGAAGUCCUCGGAGACCAGGCUAAGGGAAUUUGCAUUGGCAAAAUUAGAAAAAUAUUGCUUUAACAAAGCACAUUGUGCAGAAGCUUUAGAAAAUGCAGCGGAAAAUGUUGACAGUGCAUUGGAAAUCCUAUUUCUGAAAUAUUUCAAUGUCACCCAACACGAAAAACCAGCAAAUAUCCCAUCAAAAUCUGAAUUAAUAGAAAUGAGAAAUGACGAGAAAGCAGUACUUGAAUCAAUUUAUGAAAACAGUUUUAAAGCUAAAGAUGCCAACAUGUGGACAGUAAAUCUUCAAUUGGAAUAUCUAACGAAAUUAUAUCAAACCACAGACACGCAAAUUCCAAAGAAAAAAGAACACAAAAAUACAAACUUCAAAACCAAAAAGAAAGAAAUGUGCAAGCUGUUUUUGCGUGGUUCUUGCAGAUAUGGUGUUAAAUGCAAAUUUUCACAUGAAAUAGAGACAGAAAGGAAACCAAGUGAAAUAGAUACUACAAAUAGAGAAAAAGUUUCUUAUGAAUUAGAAAUAAGAUUCCCUGAGGACACUUCAUAUCCAUAUGAAGCGCCACUACUAUUUUUUAAACCAGAACAUAGUUCAAAUUUAAUACCAGAGCUUACAUGUUUACAAAUAACAGCUAGAUUAUAUGAUGAAGCCAAAAUGUUAGCCGAAGAUGGUAUACCAAGUAUAUACACAUUAGUUGAAUUACUUAGCAAUGAAGAAGAUGUAUUAAAUUUUAUAAAAUUCGAUACUAGAAAAUUUCCCGAUGCAUUCAAUGCAUUGUUCCCUCAGUUAACACAAACGACAAAUUUAGACAAAAUAAACCAACCAACCCAUUAUAAGAAAGGUCAAAAUAAAGAUAAUAGAUUGAAUAUUAAUAUUAAUGCAAUAUUAAAAGAGAAUAGUGAAAUAGCUAAAUGGUGGUUAGAUAAACGUGAUAAUCAUAGGUAUCAGAAAAUGAUGUCUAGUAGAAGAAAACUUCCUGCAUGGCUGAAGAAGCAAGAAAUUUUAGAUGCAACGUCAAAAUCGCAGGUAGUAGUGAUCAGUGGAGAGACAGGUUGCGGUAAAAGCACUCAAGUACCACAAUACAUUUUAGAUGAUUGGCUUAACAACUUCAACAAAGGUGGUCGGGAACACGUCGAGAUAAUAUGUACUCAGCCAAGAAGGAUAUCAGCCAUCGGCGUUGCUGAUAGAGUCGCUGAGGAACGGGUGGAGAAGACUGGUCAGGUGGUGGGCUAUCAGAUCAGAUUGGAAAGCAAAGUAUCCUCGAAAACACGACUCACUUUUUGCACCACUGGCAUGUUGUUAAGGAGGUUGGAAUACGAUCCUCAACUGACCACAGUCACUCAUAUAAUAGUUGAUGAAGUUCACGAAAGGUCCGAAGAGAGCGACUUCCUAUUACUAAUAUUAAAGGACCUUAUCAAAGUGAGGAAGGAUUUAACUAUCGUACUAAUGAGCGCUACUAUGAACGCGGAUUUGUUCUCGAUUUACUUUAACAAGGUCCCAGUUAUUGAAAUACCAGGUAGAACUUUUCCAGUAGAACAAUUAUUUUUGGAAGAUAUCUUGGAUGAGACUGAUUAUACUUUGGAAGAAAAUGGUCCCUACGCACGCAAAGUUAAAAGAGGUGACAAAGACAAGAGGAUAGACUUCGAGACGGAAUUAAAAACGGCUGACGUUAAAUCCGACUCAACUGAACCGCCCAAAGCAUCGAUACGCGAUGAAAAUCUUUCGAUAUCCCAAAUAUUGGCAAGAUAUCCAAAUUGUAGUCCAAAAGCGAGUAAAAACUUGUAUCUCAUGGACACGGAGAAGAUCAAUCUAGACCUCGUAGAACAUGUUCUGGAAUACAUUGUGAAAGGGGAUCACUCUUGGCCGCGAGAGGGCGCCAUUUUGAUUUUCCUACCCGGCAUCGGCGAGAUUAUGUCCUUGCACGACCAACUGGCUGAUAGUCAAACAUUUAGUCCGAAAACAGGAAAAUACAUUUUAGUUCCACUGCAUUCAACGCUGUCAAGCGAGGAACAGGCCAUGGUUUUUAAAAAACCUAAUCAAGGGUCGAGGAAGAUUGUCCUAUCUACUAACAUCGCGGAGACUUCAGUUACUAUUGACGACUGCGUGUUUGUCGUCGACUGCGGACGGAUGAAGGAAAAGAGAUUCGAUUCCAACCGUAACAUGGAAUCUUUGGACCUUGUUUGGGUGUCGCGAGCCAACGCGAAGCAGCGUCGAGGUCGGGCCGGUAGAGUGAUGCCCGGUGUCUGCAUACAUAUGUUCACAUCCCAUCGUUACACCUACCACUUGGCGGAGCAACCCGUGCCAGAAAUUCAUAGAGUGCCGUUAGAACAAUUGCUACUCAAACUGAAGAUUUUGCCGUUAUUCCAGAAUAUGAAUGUCCAUGAAGUUCUAGGAAAAACGAUAGAACCGCCGCUCAAAUCCAACAUAGAUGGCGCUUUAACCCGCCUUCAAGACGUAGGCGCUUUAGAUAAAACCUUUGCCCUGACUGCGCUCGGAAAACAUCUAGCUGCUUUACCAGUGGAUGUAAGGAUAGGAAAACUGAUGCUAUUCGGAGCUAUAUUCUGCUGUGUGGACUCAGCUUUGACUAUUGCCGCGUUUUUGAGCCAUAAAAGUCCUUUUCUAUCGCCGUUUGGGAAAAAGGCGGAGGCUGAUUCAAAAAGGAGAGAAUUUGCGUGUUCCAACAGUGACCAGUUGACUACGUUGAGAGCUUACAGAAGAUGGCAGCAAGUAUUAAAGUCAAGUACUCACGCUGCGCUGGUGUUCGCGAAGGAGCAUUACCUCUCACACAAAACUCUGUUGAUGCUUGGAGAUAUCAAGCACCAGUUGCUUGGUUUGCUGGCUUCGAUCGGCUUUGUACCGGAUAUGCCGGCUUUAAGGAGGAAGAUGAGAAAAGAUUCGGUGGCUGCUCUCACUGGUGAAGAAUUAAACUCCAACGGGAACAAUGACAAGCUAUUGGCUGCCAUUUUAUGCGCAGCUUUAUAUCCAAACGUUGUUAAGGUGCUAACUCCAGAAAAGGCGUUCCACAUGCAAGUGGGGGGUGCCAUACCACGGCAGCCUUCACCGGAUGAAUUGAGAUUCAAGACCAAAUCCGACGGCUACGUCAUAUUACACCCCUCCUCCGUCAAUUCCACCUUCGGAUACUUUGCGAGUCCGUACCUGGUGUACCAGGAGAAGGUGAAGACUUCGAGGGUUUUUAUACGGGAGUGCUCUAUGGUGCCCAAGUUGCCGUUGGUUUUGUUCUCUGGAUGCACAUUGACAGUUGAGCUUCAUAACGGCACGUUCAUUGUUUCCUUGGAAGACGGUUGGAUUAUGUUCCAGGUGGAGACACAUGAAGUUGCCGAAAUGUUGAAGACGAUACGCGUGGAACUUAUCAAUCUUCUAGAAGAGAAGAUUAACGACCCAUCUCUGGACCUACUUCAUUAUGAGAAGGGAAACAAGAUUAUAAAGGCAAUCGUCCAUGUUAUAACGAAAGAUUGAUGAAUGUUUAGUAUUUUAGAUUAUUGUAAAGAGAUACACUUAGGAUAAUGAUUGGUCUUUAAAUAGAUACCGUAUUACCUCAGAAAACUAUCACUUUAAAAGUUGCAAUUAAAUAUCAUAGUUUGUUUUGACUGUGGAUACUUUGUUGUUGGGUUACCAGUGAUUCCUUAGGUAACCCGGGGUGUUAUUUAUUUAUAUUACACCUAAUUUGUACACCACAAAUAGGAAAAAAAAAACAAUGGA